AUGUAUGGUUGGCGCGGUGCGGCGUGUGAUCAGUGUGUUCCUUCACCUGACUGUGUUCACGGAGCGUGUGAAGAACCCGGGCAGUGUGUCUGUGAGCGCGGAUGGACAGGAGCACGCUGUGAUCGAGAGGUUCAGCGGUGUUCAUCAAAGCCCUGCUCGGGAAACUCUACCUGUGUGGAGACAGGAGGAGGAGGACACGUCUGCCUGUGUGCUCCUGGACACACAGGAGAAAACUGCCAGCUGAAGAAAGGAGCGUGUUCAGUGAACAGCUCUCGCUGUCAGAACGGAGGAACCUGUGUGAACACGAGCCGUUCCUCUUGCCUCUGUGCACCUGGAUUCACCGGCUCGUCCUGUGAGCGCCACAUCAGCAAACUCAAGCACAAACCCCGAGUGAAAGCACCAGGACCGGCUCACGUGUUCCACAAGCUGCUGCUGCGUCCGGCGGAGUCUGAUCCGCUGGUCACUCGCAGCCAGAUCAUCUGCUUCUCCGUUCUGGGUCUCCUCACCUGUCUGGUGAUCCUGGUCACGACGGGCAUCGUCUUCUUCACCCGCUGUGAGACGUGGAUGGCGAAUGCUAAGUACAGCCAGCUGGUGCGGCAGCAGAGGGAUCUGCUCCUGAGAGCGUCUGACCGCGAGCAGCAUUCGCUCAACAUCAUCCUGCCGGAGAAAAUCAAGCUGAGCAACUACAGCAGGCAUUACACGUCCAUAUGAAGCGGAUCCGAGACCGAGAGGUUUGGUGCUUUAGACAAAGAGAAGAUGAGAAACAGCUGCGGUAUUUCAUGGUUUUUAUUGUUGGAAUACAUGCAUAUAUUAAGAUGUACAGCGAACCACACACAUGGAGAAAUACACGAUUUUCAGUUAUCUCUAGUUAGCCUCAGUGCGUGAGUUCAUGGUUAAAGCUGGAUAAACAGAUUCACCGACAGCUGGUCCUUAUCUUCAUGUUUUCAUCACCCGAGCAUUUUCAUUUUCAUGCACAUAUUUACAUGUAAACAAAUGAUUAAUGUAGCACUAAAUAAACCAUUGUUUUUCAUGCA
Messenger RNA from Cyprinus carpio (common carp), 1034 nucleotides. Its product is annotated as protein delta homolog 1-like. Gene Ontology annotation, molecular function: calcium ion binding; Notch binding. The coding region runs from base 1 to 711 and encodes 236 amino acids. NCBI's taxonomy places the organism in Eukaryota, Metazoa, Chordata, Actinopteri, Cypriniformes, Cyprinidae. The record is from RefSeq and is a predicted model, not a curated record. The transcript has 4 exons.